Molecule: messenger RNA, 635 nt
Organism: Oncorhynchus masou masou (cherry salmon)
Lineage: Eukaryota; Metazoa; Chordata; Actinopteri; Salmoniformes; Salmonidae
Product: glia maturation factor gamma-like
Exons: 7
Coding region: 107-535 (142 amino acids)
Biological process (GO): actin filament debranching; negative regulation of Arp2/3 complex-mediated actin nucleation
Cellular component (GO): actin cortical patch
Molecular function (GO): actin binding; Arp2/3 complex binding
Source: RefSeq, a predicted model, not a curated record
GAGAGUCAGACAGCAUCCUGUCACAAGCAGUUGGCCGAGGAGGAACUACCUUUACAAUACAACAGUAUCUUUGCAGACAAGAACCCAAAACAAAACCUCUUCUAGAAUGUCAAGCUCUUUGGUUGUGUGCGAGGUGGAUGAGAGUCUGAAAGAAAAACUGAAGAAGUUUAGAUUUCGAAAAGAGACCAACAAUGCAGCCAUCCUGAUGAAAAUUGACAUGGAGAAACAGUUUGUGAUCCUGGAGAAAGAGUAUGAGGACAUCUCCCUGGAUGACCUGAGGAAUGAACUUCCAGAGCGGCAGCCAAGAUUCAUUGUUUACAGCUACAAAUACGUCCAUACAGAUGGCAGGGUGUCCUACCCGCUGUGUUUCAUAUUCUCAAGUCCAGUGGGGUGCAAGCCUGAGCAGCAAAUGAUGUAUGCAGGCAGCAAGAACCAACUGGUCUCCGCAGCAGAGCUCACAAAGGUUUUUGAGACACGAAACAUAGAUGACUUGUCUGAAGAGUGGCUGAUAAACAAACUGUCUUUCUUUCGCUGAAUAGACACUUGUGUUCACGUUAGCAAAAGUGCAUGUAUUGAACAUACCAGCACAUUAACUUCAUUACUGGUUUGCAAUAAAUUGCUUAUAGUGUCACUUA